CCUCGCAGCAUCACUGGUGCAGCAGCUCAGCAUCAUCAUCUCUCCCUCUCUCAGGAAGAGACGCAUCAGCGUCAGAGCUGAGAGUGAGGGAAAUAAACAUAAAGAUACGACGAAGAAAGUCUCUGUUUCUUUACAAGUACAAGCCAUUUAAUAGAGCCUUUUACCUCCUGGUAAAGGAGCAGAACUUUGUGUCACCAUGAAAUCAUCUUUGACUUGACUGAACUCCCUCAGAGCCACAGAGGAGAAAUUACUCAACAGUUUACACAUGCAAGGCAAAUGAAGUGACCAGCAGGGCAGGAUGUCAUCAUUCCAGGUGGUGGACUCAUCUCCUGGCUGCAGCGUCAGCAUCAUGGAAACAUCCAACUUCGCCCAUGUCAUCUUCCAGAACGUGGAGAAGAGUUUCCUACCACAGGCCCCCUUGGAGUGCCGUUACACGCUGACCCCUUACAUUACUCCCCACCCCAAGGACUGGGUGGGCAUUUUCAAGGUUGGUUGGAGCACAGCCAGAGAUUAUUACACCUUCCUUUGGUCUCCCAUGCCUGAGAACUACGACCCGGGAAGCACUGUGCACAGGACUGUUGUGUUUCAAGGCUAUUAUGUCCCUAAAUCGGACGGGGAGUUUUACCAGUUCUGUUAUGUCACUCACGCGGGGGACAUCAGAGGUGCCAGCACGCCCUUCCAGUUCAGGCCCGCCACGCCCACUGAGGAGCUGCUGACUGUCACAGAGGAAGACAGCAACUCAGACAUACUGGUCGUUACCACCAAGACCGGCCUGCUAGAGCGUGUGGAGGAGGCACAGCAGGAGCGCAGGGAGCUGCUGAAGACCUUGCGCCUCCUGCAGGAGGAGAAACAACAGCUGCAGGAGGAGCAGAAGCAACUGGUCAAGGAAAGGGAGCAGGAGAGGGAGACGUGUUGCCUUCUGCGGACACACAACCAGGAGCUGCUGCGCUCUUCGCAGGGACUCUCCGACGAGAGGGAAGAAGUACGGAGGAGGCUGACGGAGGCCAAAGACCGAGUCCGGCAGCUGGAGGAGGACCUGCUGGGAGUCACCCAGAGGGGCCUUCAGAAGGAGACUGAGCUGGAUUGUCUGCGAGACCGUUUGAAGAAGCUGACAGCAGAGCGAGACACUCUAGAGAGUCAGCUGAAGAAUGAGAAGGAUGAGAGAGAUCUUUAUAAGACUCACCUGCGCAGCACUGAGCUGGAGAACACCAAGCUGAGCGCCGAGCUGCAGAUGCUUAAGGCGGUGGAGCUGAACAGGGAGGUGACCAUCGCUCAAUUCCAAGAGGAGCUGGAGAGGCUGAGGGCCUGCGUCGCCCAGCGAGACAGUCUGGAGAGGGAGCUGCUGGAGCACAGACAUGACAAGGCAGAGCUCGGCCGCCUACGCGAGCAGCUCCGUCAGGCCGAGGAGCAGCUGCAGGCGUCCCGACAGCAGGCCGCCCUGCUCGCCUCCGAGCUGCGGGACUCGGCCGGCGCCCGUGACCACACCAUGACCGAGCUGUACCGCGCCCGCAUCGAGGCCGACAAGCUCCGGGCCAGUCUGGCCGAAGCUCAGGCCGAGUGCCAGCGCAUGGAGAGCCAACUGGACCGGAUGAGGAGCACCGCUCGCAAGGAGGCGGGCGUCGGAACGAGUGGCGACGGCGCAGCGGUGGUGUCGGAGGCGGAGGCGGAGCUUCAGAGGGAGGUGGAGGAGCUGAAGCUGCGCCUCCACAUGGCUGCCGAGCACUACAAGGAGAAGUACCGGGAGUGUCAGCGCCUCCGCAGGCAGGUGGCCAAGCUCAGUACUGCGGAGUCACAAGGUGUUAUUAUGGAGUCAAAGAAAAACGUGUCCACAGAGACGACUCAGGAGCCGCUGGUUUCCAGUCCGGAGUCUCCGACUGAGGGAAAUCCUACCCGCGCAAUUCUACAAGAAGCACCAGAUGUGACAAUCACCCCUGAAGUAAAAAACGAACAAUCCACAUUUGCUGAGGCCCACAGUGGCACAGAAGUGGAGGAAAAACAGGUGGAGACGUCGCCGAUGGAGUCCACGGCGGCGGCCGGAAGAGAUGACACGGAAAAAGAUGGCGAAGAGGAGGAGAAGAAGAGGAAGGAGAACCUGCCCGAGGAGAGCCUGAAGAUGGCGAGCUGGGUGGAGGUGAGCGACGAGAGGCUGCGGGCCGAGGAGCAGAGCGAGGCGGACACGAGGGCCAGCGCGGAGGGCCGGGAGCCUCUGGAGGCGGAGGGGAGGAGCACGGCGGAGGCGGAGAAGGAGCAGACACGCUCGGUGGAGGCAGAGCUGGCCGUGAUGGAGGAGAAGUGGAGGGAGCAGUGCGUGAUCAACGACACGCUAAAACAGCGGCUGGCCGAUGAGGAGGGACGAUUCAGAGUGCAGAUGGCGGAGCGAGCCAUCGAGGUGUCCGAGCUGAAACAGAACCUCGCCCAGGCUCUUAAAGACAAGGAGCAGCUGCAGGAGGAACUCCAGCUUUACAAAUCCAGACAGAGGGAGCUGGAGACCGGCGUCCAGGGAGCCGAGGCCAAGCAGCCCAUGGUGCUACGCUACCCACUCCCCUACCCACAGGACCCCUCCCCACCACCGCUCGUCCCACAGAGGCCUGCGGAGCUGCAGUACGGCAAUCCUUACUCCACCGACACAUCUAAAGACCAGGCGGACGUCAUCUUGUCCCCUGAGCACCUUUCCCGUCCUCCACCCGAAGCGCCGCUGUGCGCCGCUCCCUGCGCGCCUCCGGCGUCUCCACCCAGCCCCGGUCCGGGAGCUCCAGGCUGGGACCAGGAGGUGGUCUGCAUCCAGCCGUCCCGCAGCACCACUCCCCCGGAGAACAUGGAGGCUCCAGCAGAGGAGGCGCAAAAAGCAUGUGACAGAGCUCAGCAGCCGUGUGACCAUCAGUCCAGCAGAAGCAGUGAAGUGAGGAGCAGCUUCUGCUUUGACUCAAGUGCGGACGUCCACAAGCGCUGCCCGCUGUGCGAAGUGAUCUUCCCGCCACACUUCGAGCAGCGCACCUUCGAGCAGCACGUGGAGAGCCACUGGAAGGUAUGCCCCGUCUGCUCCGAGCAGUUCCCCCUCAACUGCCAGCAGCAGCUCUUCGAGAGGCACGUCCUCACGCACUUCGACGGCAACGUCCUCAACUUCGAGCAGAUUGAGUGAGGCGGAGAAUUCUGUCACGCCGUGUAGGUGCACAUAUGUUGUCAAGGUAUUGCUUUAUUUUGUUAAUUACGCGAUAUUUAGCUCUCCCCUCCACCCCCUUUUCUUUGCGAUCUAAAUGGUGUGCAAGAAUCUAGUUGUGAGUGGGUAACGGACUGAAAGGCGUGGAUCUGCAGAAGCAUUUGUUCAAAAGGAACAGCGUGUGAGGCAGAAUUUGGCAGAAGUGUCACGGCUUUUUACUUUUAUUUUCUCCCAAUGAAGCACCUUUUAAAGAGCAUGUUUAUGUUCUGAAUCACAAAAUUCCCUCCUGUUAACUGAGGUAGUUGUUAAAAAAGUCAAAAGCUGUGGUUUGGGGUGAGGAAAUAAUCUAAAAAAAAAGUAAAAAAAGUUUUAGACUUAACUCCAGAGCUAAAUCUAAGACAGUUAAUACACCCUCCUCAUGUUUCCCUGUCCUUGUAAAAAUGUUUAAUAAGCUUAAGAAUCUGGUAAAAUGUAUCAAAGCAAAAAUAAAGGUUGGAUUUUUCUAGUUUACGAGAGACUAUUUUUCUGCCAAAACAAUUAAUUUUUUUUUUUUUUUUUUUGCGGAAGCAUAAUGCUAACAGUGUCAUGUUUGCCAUAUUAACAGCCAAAAGCAUCAUCUUUUAGUUGAAUUUAAAGCUCGACAAAAGUGUAAAUGCAGAGUGAGACACUUGAAUGUGUAAAGAAUUCUCUCGGUUUUUUUUCCCCCUGUUGUCUGUAUGAGUGUUUUGCAAAGAUGUCAGAUUGUCGGAACCAAAAAAAGAAAAAGAAACAAACAGCACUACGUUCUCCCGGACUCCACUAAGUAAGGCUUUAUUCCGAAUGUACUGUAUAUAGAAGACUGGUGGCGAUUUUCCGUCGUCAAGCUGUCGCCCUUCUUCAUCUUCCUCAUUGAAACGACGGGAUCGGAGACGUUUCACUUCCUGUUGCGCACUUUCUCACAGGUCAAUCACGAAGCAGCGGUGGUGGAUGUUUCCGGCCAAUAGACACUUUGAUUGAUUUAAAAAAAAAAUUAUUUUAAGCUUAGAACUGUGAAGAGGUCGCUGCUUUGUGUGCAGGUCUGUUUGCCCUCAUGUCAUUUAAAUGUGAGUUUUGAGCUUCGUGUCUCUUAAUUUCUUGUUACGGCAGUGUUAACAGUGUUGCAUCCAGGCUUCACCAACUAUAAUGCCUUGCAAAAAAAAAAAACAAAAGAAAGAAAAAAAAGUACUCACUCACCUUAAACUUUUCCACAUUUUGCUCAAACUUUAAUGUACUUUUGGGGGGGAUUUCAUGUGAUUAAUAAAAAGUCGCGCAUAAUUGUGAGGUGGAAAGAAAAUAGUAUUUUCCUUCCUUCAGUGAACACUGCACUGAAGAGUUGUGGGAACGAAUGCAAAAACCAAGGCAGGAAUUUAUGGAUGUACCGAUAUGAAAAAUUUAGUCCGAUGUCGAUAUCCAAUAUUUAUGCUGCUCUAAUGGAUCACAUGACUGGACAAAUACAACAUGGCCGACCUCGUGAAACACAAACGGUAAAUCUAAAUAAACAUCAGCUGCUAAUAUCGGCCCGGUUUAUCUUAUCAGACCGAUGCUUCAACAAAACAUGACUAGCAUCAACCGGCACAGUUGUAGUAUCACAAUCCUGUGUUUUUCUAAUAGGUAUAAAAUUCCCUCAGCAUGAUGCUGAUACCACCGUGUUUCACCAUGGGUGGACAGUGUGUUCUGGGGGGAAUCUGUUUUCCAUGCCGGUUGAAAUGUGGAAGUUUUUUGUCUCUUCUGACCGGAUCAUUUUCUGAACUUCAUUUAGAGGUAGCAAAGUACAUGGGGCUGUACAUAAAAUGCUGCAUUUCUCCUCUGCCUUGCGUUGGUCGAUCACUUAAAAUCCCCAAAAAUGACAUAAAAAAAAAAAUAAAAAAUACACCUAGUUUACUGUUGCGAUGUGAGCAGGUUCGAGGAGUGCGGCCCCCUUUUUGUGUACGUCUCAUGUCUCAACGCUAAUCUCAUGUCAGAAUGUCUGGUAAUUAGUGUAAGUGGAAAAGAUCUUUAAGAAUAAAUUACGCUUGUCUAAAUGAA
Gambusia affinis (western mosquitofish) is the source of this 5200-nucleotide messenger RNA. It is a transcript of the gene tax1bp1a, whose product is annotated as Tax1 (human T-cell leukemia virus type I) binding protein 1a. NCBI's taxonomy places the organism in Eukaryota, Metazoa, Chordata, Actinopteri, Cyprinodontiformes, Poeciliidae. The transcript is spliced from 18 exons. The record is from RefSeq and is a predicted model, not a curated record. The coding region runs from base 299 to 3139 and encodes 946 amino acids.